AUGAAGCUCACUAAUAACCCUCUUAUGUUCACCACAUUCUCAUUGAUGCUCCUCCUCUUCAUUGACUCCACACUUGGUGCAACCCUAACAGGUGGGUACCAUGAAAUCAAGGACAUCAAUGAUCCAUCAAUCAAACUGAUUGCAGAGUUUGCUGUGUAUGAGUUCAACCAGCAAAAAAAAACCAAUCUGGUUCUUAAGGAGAUCAAAAAAGGCUAUUAUCAGAUUGUGGCUGGUACUAAUUACAGACUAUUUAUAUCAGCUGUGGAUAAACAUGAUGAUCAUAAGUCUAUUAAUGACUAUGUGACUGUUGUGUAUGAAGGCUUGCCUAGUCAGAAUCCUGUCUUGAAACUUGUUUCCUUUGACAGGCUUCUUAAAACUAAGAAUUAA
Molecule: messenger RNA, 387 nt
Organism: Amaranthus tricolor (Joseph's coat)
Lineage: Eukaryota; Viridiplantae; Streptophyta; Magnoliopsida; Caryophyllales; Amaranthaceae
Product: cysteine proteinase inhibitor 1-like
Exons: 1
Coding region: 1-387 (128 amino acids)
Molecular function (GO): cysteine-type endopeptidase inhibitor activity
Source: RefSeq, a predicted model, not a curated record